Messenger RNA from Notolabrus celidotus (New Zealand spotty), 2314 nucleotides. RefSeq names its product pre-B-cell leukemia transcription factor 3-like. Gene Ontology annotation, molecular function: RNA polymerase II cis-regulatory region sequence-specific DNA binding; DNA-binding transcription factor activity, RNA polymerase II-specific. Gene Ontology annotation, cellular component: nucleus. NCBI's taxonomy places the organism in Eukaryota, Metazoa, Chordata, Actinopteri, Labriformes, Labridae. Gene Ontology annotation, biological process: regulation of transcription by RNA polymerase II; neuron development; brain development. Bases 226 to 1326 code for a protein of 366 amino acids. The record is from RefSeq and is a predicted model, not a curated record. The transcript is spliced from 10 exons.
AGACGCAGCUGAGCAGUCUUCAGUGUUUGUGCACAGAGAGGAGAGCAGACAGCAGCCUCCCUCAGUGUGCAGGCUGAUAAAUAUCUGAACACACCUCCAGAGGAAUGUUUCACACAUGUGGGCUCAGCUUCAGUCUUUCCUGAGCAGUCACCCUGUCUGGACUGAAGCUGCUCUCUCUGCUGGACCUAACAUCAGUUCAUCUUCUGCUCCUCUGCAGCGGCGGACAUGGAGGACCAGAGCCGGGUGAUGCGCGCUCUGAGCGGGCUGAUUCUGUCCGGGCUGUCGGUGCCUCUGCCUCACAUCCAGGACGGAUCAGAUCGGGAGAGGGAGGAGGAGACCGGGAAUGUUCUGCAUCAGAUCACGACCAUCACAGAGCAGAGUCUGGAUGAAGCGCAGUCCAAGAAGCACGGGUUAAACUGUCACCGGAUGAAACCUGCUCUCUUCACUGUCCUCUGUGAAAUCAAAGAGAAAACAGGUCUCAGUAUCCGUGGCGUCCAUGAAGAAGAGUCUCCUGAAGCUCAGCUAAUCAGACUGGACAACAUGCUGCUGGCUGAGGGAGUGUCGGGGCCGGAGAGAGAGGACGGAGCAGCGCUGGGAGGAGCGGGCGGAGCGACUGAAAACACCAUUGAUCAUGCCGACUACAGAGCCAAGCUGACUCAGAUCAGACACAUCUACCACGCAGAGCUGGAGAAGUACCAACAGGCCUGCAGUGAGUUCACCUCUCACGUGAUGAACCUGCUAAGAGAGCAGUCUCGAACUCGACCGAUCUCACCCCGAGAGAUCGAACGCAUGGUGAAGAUCAUCCACCGAAAGUUCAGCUCCAUCCAGGUCCAGCUCAAACAGAGCACCUGUGAGGCCGUCAUGAUCCUGCGCUCCAGGUUCCUCGAUGCCAGGCGAAAAAGAAGAAACUUUAGCAAACAGGCCACAGAGAUCCUGAACGAGUACUUUUACUCUCACCUGAGUAACCCGUACCCAAGCGAGGAGGCCAAAGAGGAGCUCGCUAAGAAGUGCAGCAUCUCUGUUUCACAGAGCGGAGGCAGCUCCAUCACCGUCUCUCAGGUCUCUAACUGGUUCGGGAACAAGAGGAUCCGAUACAAGAAGAACAUCGGGAGGUUUCAGGAGGAGGCGAACCUGUACGCAGCGAAGACGGCCGAGUCUGUGGCUCAGACUGCAGCUGAUGUUUCUCCUGACACACCUCACACAGGUUUCCAGCUGAAAGAUGAAGAUUUCCAUCUGGAUGCUGCUGAAAACAAAACCUGCCUGUUAAGCAACAUGUUCACAGGUGGAUUCCUUACACCGUGCUAUCAGUCAAACAGGUUACAGUGACCUCAGAUGUCCUCUAUACCGUCUUCAUGGUCAAAAUCUGGGUCUCUGUGUCUCUGUGUCUGUGUCUCUGGGUAACAGAAGCUGGUUUGAUGCUCUGAGAGCUCCAUGAAUGAAGGAUGAGCCAGAGAACACUGUGAUACCUCAGACUGACCUCUGACCUCAGCUCAGUGUCAGCAUUGAACACAUAUUUUACCUUUUCCAACUCCAAACACCUGCUGAGCUACCUGACAGACUCUGACAUGAUGCCAAACUCUGAAUGGACCUUCAGGAUCAGAGGAUGUUGUUGACUUUACUCUGAGGUAAUAACAGAGAUGAAGAUUAUAUUCUUCUGAGAGGAAAGACUGACAUUAAACCAAAGGAUGCUUUGAGGUAAAUAAAACAGCUCCAUUAAUAAAGCAUUGUUAAAAUCUCCCUGGUUUUAUAAAUUAAAUUUGUCAUGAGUUGCUUUUGUUAAGAUUUGUUUGUUGUUCUUCCUGUGUUUCAUGUGUUCUUUAUUCCUUGUGUGUGUAUUUUCUCUUGUGUUUUUUAGUUCAGUCUGUGCUUCCUGUUUUAUUUUAGAUUACUCCUUCUGUGUCUGAUUUAGUCUUACCUCCUGCCCGUGUGUGUUUCCCUCCUCUUUGAUAGCACCCUGAUUAUUUUCACCUGGGUCACACCUGUGUCUUCAGUGUGAUUUCUAAUGUUUCCUCUCUGGUGGAUUUAAGUUUUUGUUUAUCUCUAGUUUCUUUUGUUUAUUAAAACAUUUUAUUUAAGUCUGCAUUUUGGGUCCUUCUCCUUUUGUUGAGGUCUGAUUUGUGACAAAACUGUUGUAAAUAAUGACGACAUUUCAAAAUAAUGAGGGACAUUUCAGAUGCUAAAUUUUUCAACUUUAAUGUCUGAAUCAAACAUGUGUAAGCUGACUGUGUUGAAUCUUUUUAAGAUGUGAAUAUCGGUGUCUGUUUUCCAGUGAAUACUUGUUUUAUCUUAUCACAUAAAGAACUUUAUAACCUCA